Messenger RNA from Exophiala dermatitidis NIH/UT8656, 1191 nucleotides. RefSeq lists its product as uncharacterized. The record is from RefSeq and is a predicted model, not a curated record. The transcript has a single exon. The coding region runs from base 1 to 1191 and encodes 396 amino acids. NCBI's taxonomy places the organism in Eukaryota, Fungi, Ascomycota, Eurotiomycetes, Chaetothyriales, Herpotrichiellaceae.
AUGACGCGCAUGAUCAUCCUGGCAGGCGCUCCAGAGUCCACCAAGCUCGACUGGAGCGAAAAGUCACUUUUGCCAGAAUCGAUGCAUGUCGAGUCGCUUGCGCCACCUUCGUCGUCAGCGUCGUCCAAGGCCUUCGGCGCGCAAUGGCGACAGGUGACCACUCAACGACUUCAGAUGCGACCGGUCCUGCCCAAACUCGAAAUCGAUGCCCCUCCGCUUGCCGAUGAGCUCGACCGUGGCGGGGCCGAGUUUUUCUCCGCCGACGACUACGUGGGUACGCAGACACCCGGCAGCGAUGUCAGCGGGGACGAAUCGCAAUCGCAACCGUCGGGGGCGUCGGCCGACACGACAUCGGAGGCCUUGUCGGACUACUAUGAUCACUCGUUUGCCAUUUAUGAAGCCAUUCCUUCGUCGCAACUGUCGGGAUUUUCCGACUACACACCUGGAACUCCUACAUAUGAAAGUAACGACGAAAUGUUUCCCCAGACGCCGGGAUCUGGUGGAGGCAUCAUUCGGACGCCCUCUCAGAGGCGGUUGAGCCAGGCACCGAGACCGAAACAUCUCAGCGAUCUGGAAGACAUUCCCAACGCACGAUACCUGUCAUCAAUCGAGCCGCAGACCAUGACGGUGAAUCUGAUUGUUGGGAUUCUGUCCAUUGCUCCACCGCGGACGGUCAUCACAGGGACUAAGUACGGCAAGCCACGCGAGACAGACCUUGUGGAAAUGGUGGUGGGCGACGACACCAAGACCGGGUUCAGCAUCAGCAUGUGGCUGCCGCGGGAGAUGCGGGUGAAUUGGAAGGACGGAGCAAAAUCGGCGCCUGAAGGCUCACGGAGCUUACUGCGCCGGAAUCUGCGUACCCUGAGACCCCGAGACGUUGUGUUACUACAGAAUGUCGCGUUGAGUUCGUUCCGGGGCAAAGUGCACGGCCAGAGUUUGAAAGGCGACGUGACCAAGGUCGAUCUGUUGUUCCGGAAGAAAGUGGAUGAUGAUGAUCUAGGCGGCAUCUAUUCGGCGUCGAAUCUUCGGACAGCGUCGAGCCGUGAUCCCCAGAUUCUGAAGGUCAAGAAAGUGCGGGAUUGGUUGUUGGAGUUUGUGGGCGAUCGGGAGGGAGGAGGAUCUGGAAAAGGGCGGCGGGGAGGCUCUCGUUUAAGACGCGAUUACGGUUUCCUGCCUGACGACUCCCAAUAA